This is a messenger RNA of Bipolaris oryzae ATCC 44560, 501 nucleotides long. RefSeq lists its product as uncharacterized. Lineage: Eukaryota; Fungi; Ascomycota; Dothideomycetes; Pleosporales; Pleosporaceae. The record is from RefSeq and is a predicted model, not a curated record. The coding region runs from base 1 to 501 and encodes 166 amino acids. The transcript has 3 exons.
AUGGCAAAAGACACUGGAACUGUCUAUUUCAACAAGGGCAGUGCGGAGUAUGGCUUCAUGAGCAACAUGUAUAUCGCGCCAUUUACCGUUGAGGACGUCGAGUACAAGUCUACGGAGCACUACUUUCAGGCUGCGAAGGCGCGCCACUUCAAGGACCAUGAUGUUCUGUGCGAGAUUCUCAAUUGCGACAGCCCAGUCAAGGUCAAAUCCCUUGGUAGACAAGUGCAUCAUUUUGAUCUCAACGAGUGGGAUGAGUUCAAGGAAGUGGUUAUGAGGGAAGGGAACGUGCAUAAAUAUGCAAAAAACCCAACCCUCAAAGAGAAGCUUCUUGCUACUGGCGAACGUAACCUAGCUGAGUGCAAUCCCAGAGAUCGUUUUUGGGGAAUUGGUGUUGGUAAAGCCAAGGCAGAGGCUACUGGCAAGUACCCUGGCAAAAAUGUUAUGGGGUUUAUUUUGGAGGAUGUCCGAAAACAGUUCCGGGAUGAAUUCAAGGAGAAAUAG